Messenger RNA from Sinocyclocheilus anshuiensis, 2194 nucleotides. RefSeq names its product E3 ubiquitin-protein ligase MARCH11-like. Gene Ontology annotation, biological process: protein ubiquitination. Bases 461 to 1474 code for a protein of 337 amino acids. NCBI's taxonomy places the organism in Eukaryota, Metazoa, Chordata, Actinopteri, Cypriniformes, Cyprinidae. The transcript has 4 exons. Gene Ontology annotation, molecular function: zinc ion binding; ubiquitin-protein transferase activity. The record is from RefSeq and is a predicted model, not a curated record.
CCGGGGCGGGUGGCUCGCGGGUCCAUCACAGAGCAGCCAGUUACACAAACGACUUUCCCGUCAGAAACAGCUUCGUCGCUCAUCUUUACUCGCUCUCUCAACACUCACACACUCAACCGGUACAUCUGAUUCUUUUGUGAAGGUUGGCUGUGAGGUUAUGCGUGUUUCGUGCCUUCACUGCUCGGUGUUCCAGCACCGCGCCCGGAUGGAAAUGUGUCUUCCGGGGAAAAGCUGCUUUCAGCCAACGAGACAGCGAGCACAACGCGCCGCACAGCCUGGACAUCUGCAACUUUCAACAGAAGCGAGUGCCUUUCUGAGAACGCAUGCGGUUUGAGACGCAGAUCAAUGGCCAGACCUAUGCGUCCCAGAGGGGAGAAGAGCCGUGGAAAAUCUGACAGAGGCCCGUAAGAACUCAACCCCCUAAUUUUGCUAUUUCAUUCUGAUCCCAGUGCCGUCAUUCAUGGCUGUGCACUCAGAGGCGGGUCCGUUGCACGUGCAGACGGUGGAUGAGCCACCGGGAGGCGCUACCGUUACCGUCGCCGCCGCAGAGUUUCAGGUCCAAACGGUGCUGGAGAGCGAUGGCGAGCUCAGCGAGGAUGACCUGCAGUCGGGCGCUGGAGCUCAAACACCGGCAGCGGGUGAUCCGAUCACAGAGAUCGAGAGCGAGGAGGGUGCGCGGCCAGGGACGGACACACCGGCCGAGGACAUCGUCGGGCAGAGCGCGGGGAAAAUGGAAACGGUGGGCUCCAGUUGCAGCAGCGAGAGCUGCAUCCCGACUCCAGGCUGUCGGAUCUGCUUUCAAGGAGCCGAGCAGGGGGAGCUGCUGAGCCCGUGCCGCUGUGCCGGAUCUGUCCGACACGCUCAUCAGCAGUGUCUGCUCAAGUGGAUCAGUGAGAAGGGCUCCUGGAGCUGUGAACUCUGCAACUAUAGAUUCAACAUCCUGCCUAUAUAUAUCAAACCACCACAACAGUGGCAGACUGUCACCAUGACUCUGGUGGAGAAGGUUCAGGUUAUUGCAGUGUUGCUGGGUGGCAUCUUCCUGUUGGCCAGUGUAUCAUGGCUGCUGUGGUCAGCACUGAGCCCAGAGGCACUAUGGCAACGCAGUGACAUCCUGUUCCAGAUCUGCUACGGCAUGUAUGCAGUCAUGGACCUUGUGUGUAUCGGUCUGAUUGUUCAUGAAGGUGGUGCUGUGUACAAUGUGCUGAUGCGCUGGCGAGCUGUUAAUCUCUUCUGGGACGUCCAGAACUACGAUAAAAGCCGAGACCUGGAGAACACACACAGCCCGCACCGUAACCUGUGGCUGCCUCUCACACACACACAUACAGUCUCCAACACACACUCACAAACCACCCGACUGGAGUCAUCGCCUCGAUGCCCCCUUCGCCUCCUCUCCAUGUGCCUGAACGUGACCUCUGACCUCUCACCGCAGGAGCAAGGCUCAGGCGAGCUGGUCGUUAGGGUCACGUCAGUUUGACACCAAAUUAAACUCAUUUAGGGAGCAAUCGAACAUCCUUUGUGGGAGUGGCUAACUAGUGGGAGGAGCCUCUGUGUUGGGAGGAGCCUUACUAGAAAACCACUUUAGAAGAUACACAAACUGAAUUGAAUACAGAAUGAUGUUGUACUGCAAACUGAACAGGUGUUUCCAGCCUGAAGUUCAGCCUUUGAGCAUCGAAGUAAGACUGCAAAGCUCUCCGCACACACACAGACUUAUAAAAAAAUUAUAAUGCACACAAAAUGUAUUACUGCUGUUAGACGAAUGAAUGAACUGUUUUUAUGUUCAGGUUUUUAAUAAUUUCAGUACUGAUAAACUACAGCUUAUCACAGCUUCUGUUCAUUACGCUUCAUCUGCCAUAAUGUAGAGGUACCACAGUUACAGGCCUUUUCACAUUAAGUCCCAUUUCCACUAUCUCAGACCCAGACAUACGCGUGCGAUCGUUACAUUUUGUUCCUUGUGGCAGCCGCAUGGUAUUUUCAAAUUGGUUGUGAAGCAGCAGUUACCCUUGCUUAUUCACCAUGGUAAAAAAAAAUAAAUGAAUGCAUAUCCAUACAAAACAAAUGAGCACCGAUAACGACAACGCUGCUGAAAACAUUGAUUUCACAAGUAAGUAGUAUAGAAAAUUUGCAAAGGGGUAGCAAAAGUCGUUGAGAAAUGUAAAAAAAAAAUUAAAUACCAAAAAAUUAUUUAGGUUUAUGC